AUGUCUGAAAACUUUGGGAAUCAUUUGGUAGGUAAUUCUGAAGAUACUUGUGACUCUGAAAGAAUCGAUUUUAGGGUUCCAAAUAUGAAUUCUGCAGAAGAGAACUCUCGUUCUUUCUUUAUCCCUGAUGAAGUUAUUAAUGAAUGUCUGGAUGAAUGGAAAUUCAGUCUAAUCGGAAGAUUGGAUCUGGUCAAACUUAAGAUGAAUAAUGUUUCUGAAGCUUUACUCAAACAAUGUCAGCUCAAAGGUAAGGUUCAGUUUAUUCCUUUAGGCAAAGGUUUCUUUAUAAUUAAACUUGAUAAUUUGGAAGAUAGAAAUCAUAUCUGGCAAGGAUUUUGGAAAGUUGAUGCACAAAUUUUGAGUAUUAGGGCUUGGGAACCAAAUUUUAAUCCUGCAGCUCAAAAAACUACUUCUGCUUAUGUGUGGGUUAUCUUUCCUGGGUUAAGUAUUGAAUACUGGAAGGAAAGCAUUCUAAUGCAAAUGGGUAGUAUUCUUGGAAGAGCAAUUAAAGUUGAUAAAAUUACUCUAAAAAGAAUAGUGGGUUAUUAUGCUUGUGUUUUAGUAGAAAUAGAUAUCUCUAAAUCCAUUCCAAAUUCUAUUUGGGUUAAUUCUAAAUAUGGUAAAUUUGAACAGCCAAUUCAAGUACCAAAUAAACCAAAGUUUUGUAGCCACUGCAAGUCUCUAGGCCACUUUGUUAUUGAGUGUAGAACUAAAAGAAAAGAGAAUGCUCGAACUACUUCUGCUGAUGGGUUUAUUUCUAAGCCAAAAAAACAAUGGAAGCCAAAAAAGUUACAAUCUCAACAAAUAGGUUUUGAUAUUUGUGGUUCUACUCCUUCUGAGACCAAAAAGGACAGAGUUUCAAUUAAUACUUCUUCUGCUUCAACUUCAGCUCAUCAAGAUGUAUCUUCUGGGAGAUUUCAUUUAUUUGGGGUAGUCAAAGAGAUACACUGUUCUGACAUUAAUGUUCAAGUCACAAUUACUGCAUCUCAAACGGACCAGCCUAUCAUCACUGAAGACUCUAGUGACUCAAGUUCUAAAGAUGGUGAAAUUAAAGAGGUUAGUAAUUCAGACUUACUUCUUAGUAAUACACUUACUCCUCAUGUUAUCAUUUUGAGAAAUGAUCCUACUAGUCCUAAAAUAGUUACAAAGAAAAUUAUUACUGAAAAGAAAAAGGCUCCAGCAAAAGCCUACUAA
Messenger RNA from Papaver somniferum (opium poppy), 1194 nucleotides. RefSeq lists its product as uncharacterized. The transcript has 2 exons. NCBI's taxonomy places the organism in Eukaryota, Viridiplantae, Streptophyta, Magnoliopsida, Ranunculales, Papaveraceae. Bases 1 to 1194 code for a protein of 397 amino acids. The record is from RefSeq and is a predicted model, not a curated record.